This is a messenger RNA of Candidozyma pseudohaemuli, 2025 nucleotides long. RefSeq names its product protein-transporting protein. Gene Ontology annotation, molecular function: transmembrane protein transporter activity; RNA binding. Gene Ontology annotation, cellular component: Sec62/Sec63 complex. Gene Ontology annotation, biological process: SRP-dependent cotranslational protein targeting to membrane; post-translational protein targeting to endoplasmic reticulum membrane. The record is from RefSeq and is a predicted model, not a curated record. Bases 1 to 2025 code for a protein of 674 amino acids. NCBI's taxonomy places the organism in Eukaryota, Fungi, Ascomycota, Pichiomycetes, Serinales, Metschnikowiaceae. The transcript has a single exon.
AUGGAUUCAGAGUACAGCUACGACGAAGGGUCUGAAACAUGGCCAUACUUCGUAUUGGCUUUGUUAGUGUUUGCCUUGUUGCCUGUUACGGCGGUCUAUUUAUGGGGAGCCGCAGGAUUUGGUGCUCCAACCAAGAAACGUAUCAGAGGAUCUAUUGAACACAACCACAAGACCUUGAAAUUGCAUCACGCCGACGCAAUUGACAAGUUCCACUCCCGCGUGAAGUCUGAUAGAAUUUUCAAUAAGAAAUUGUUGUUUGUGGUUAUCGGCUGGGGCCUUGUGGCCCUCAUCUGGAGAUCUUUUGCUAAGGAAGUGAGCUUGCAAGGCUUCUUCGACCCCCACACUAUCUUAGACUUGCCCUACAGUGCUACGGAUAAGGAGAUUAAGUCCAAGUACAAGAAGUUGUCUUUGAUCUAUCACCCCGAUAAGCUUGUGAAGUACGCAGAGGAUGUUAGGAAGGAAAUGGAGGGCCAGUUUCUCCGUAUGAACCAGGCGUACAGAGCCUUGACUGAUGAAGUCACCAUGGAAAACAUCAAGAAGUACGGCCACCCCGACGGCCAACAGCAGAUCACCCACGGUAUCGCUAUUCCCAAGUUCUUGGUGGAGGGCAAAUACUCCCCUAUCAUGAUUAUCUUCUACUUUUUGUUAAUUGGUGUUUUCUUGCCACUCAUUGUGGGCACCUGGUGGAAUAAUGUCAAGACUCACACAAAGGGUGGCUUGCACGUUGAUACCGCUGCUCUCUUCGUACGCAGAUUGGCCGACAAGAACCCAGGAAGAGUGUUCACUGCAUUCGACAUUUUGGAAUGGAUUCUUCAGUCCCACGAGAUCACAAGAAGCUACUCCAAUUUGACAUUUGAGCAGCUCAAGUCCAUCGUUGUCAAUCACAUUAACCGUGAGCCCCAUGUUUCUGGUGACCUUCUUUUGGAAGCUGAAAAGUUGAAUCUCAUUGCUCUGCUCCCAACUCUUAUUGAGGGCUUCAUUGAAAUUGCAAUUGCUUUCAGACAUCACGAUGUGAUCACCGCUGCUUACGACUUGCUCAGAGCAAUUUACCAGGCCUCCUCACCAGUAGGAAAACACAGAGAAUUGUUGCAGCUCCCAUUCGUCGACAAGGAAACCAUUGAGUCACAGCCAAUCAAAAAGAUUGGUAAGUUACUCACUUUGCCAAAGGAAGAGGCUGGUAAGGUUCUUGGUAUUACCGAUAAUGACAAGCUCGACAUAGCGCUUGACGUUGCCGCUCACGUUCCUUUCAUCAGAGUGCUUGAUGCAUCCUUCAGGGUUCCUGGCGAAGAUAUCGUUCCACCCAACUCGACAACUCAUUUAGUGAUUAACUUUUUGAUCAAGUCCCAAAGACUAAAAUCAUGCCCUGAGAUUCCCGAGGAACGCUUUCUCGAGGUUGAAGAUAUCGAGGACUUAAAAAACCCCUUGAGAUCCAACGAUGCUCAGCCUGAAUUACCUCACGCAUACGCUCCUUAUUUCCCUAAACUCGUUGCAAAUCAAUGGGAUGGCUACAUUGUUGGCCAGAGGGACAACAAGUUCGUUGAAGGCACCACUGCUGCUCCUUUGCAGAGAGUUGACUUGAGCAACUUGGAACUUACUCAGGAGCAGUGGAUUGAAGGCAAAGAGGACACUGUUACUCUCAGCUCUUUCAAGAUCAAGUUGGCGGUGCCAGCUCCUCCAUCCAAGGGUACCUUCCAUUUCAGAUUGCUCUUGAAGAAUAAUGCAUACUUCGGCAACGAUGUCGAUAUUCCAUUGGAAAUGAAGGUUCUGGACCCACCUAUUAAUGUCGAGGCCGUCAAGAAGGCCGCAAGAGCUUUCGGUGGAGGCGAUGACGAUGAUGAAGACGAGGACUCCGACAGUGAUAUCUCUGACCCUGAAGAGGACUCGUUAGCCGGAGCAUUGGCUGCUCUCAGGGGCGAGGCUGUCAAAAAGGUUGCCAAUCAAGAGGAAGAGGAGGAGGAGGAUGAUGACAACGAGAGUGUUUUCACCGACAUCAACACCGACACUGAGGAUGAGGGUGAGAAGUAG